Molecule: messenger RNA, 585 nt
Organism: Entrophospora sp. SA101
Lineage: Eukaryota; Fungi; Glomeromycota; Glomeromycetes; Entrophosporales; Entrophosporaceae
Source: the annotation of a GenBank genome assembly
AUGAGAAAUUUCAAUUAUUCUUUAAACUUUUUGUUUGAAAUUUACAUCAUUACGAUAAUAGUUUUCUUUACACUUAUUCCAACUGUAAUUUCGCAACAACAAGAAGCUCCAUAUUUCGACCCAAGCAUUCAAUCAUGUGUAGAAUGUCAAAAAAAUUAUUCUACAAUAGACUCAUGUACAAAAUCAAAUGAAAUAUUCAAAAAUUUCACUAGUGUCUUAUACGAUCCUCUAGGAUUUAUUGAAGCUGCAAAGUGUGCGUGUCUUGAUACAUUUCUAAAAGUUUAUCCAUUAUGUGUGGAAUGUUUUCAGGCUACAAAUCAACAGAAUACCACAUUGAAUGCUGAUGGGAUACCACCUUCGAUUGAUUAUAUUAGAAAUGCUUGUGCAGCUGUUGCUUCCAUCACAAGCAAUUCCAGUACAACUAUUGUUGCUUAUCCCUCGACCACUACUGGGCCUUUUGGUUAUCAACCAAAAAGUGGAGUGAAAGAUAUUGUUGUUAAUGUUGGCAGUAAUGGGUUAUGGAUUAACACUUUUAUUAUAUUUAUUACUGUUAUAACAUUAAUAUUACAAAAUGGCUACAUAUAA